UGUCCAUCAGUGCCAGCUGUCAGUGCUCAUCCAUGCCACCUGCCAGUGCCCAUCAGUGCCACCGAUCAGUGCCAGUCAGUGCCACCUAUCAAUGCCAGUCAGUGCCACCUAUCAGUGCUGCCAAUCAGUGCCACCUAUCAAUGCCAGUCAGUACCAGUGUCGCAUAUCAGUGUGCAUCAGUGACGCAUAUCAGUGCCCGUCAGUGCUGCCUAUCAGUGCUGCCUAUCAGUGCCAGUCAGUGCCGCCUAUCAGUG
Staurois parvus is the source of this 254-nucleotide messenger RNA. NCBI's taxonomy places the organism in Eukaryota, Metazoa, Chordata, Amphibia, Anura, Ranidae. The record is from the annotation of a GenBank genome assembly.